This is a messenger RNA of Caenorhabditis briggsae, 1251 nucleotides long. The transcript is spliced from 4 exons. Lineage: Eukaryota; Metazoa; Nematoda; Chromadorea; Rhabditida; Rhabditidae. The record is from RefSeq and is a predicted model, not a curated record. Bases 1 to 1251 code for a protein of 416 amino acids.
AUGUGGGUUACUGUUCUUCUUGCUUUAUUCUCUUUCAAUGCCUUCUCAACAAGUCAAGUGCCAGGAUGUACGAAUGGUUUCACGCUGCUCAAUGGAAAGUGCCUGAAGUUCUUCCCGGAUAAACUACAUCAGUUAGACGCCGAGGGCAUGUGCACAUAUGUCGGAGGAAAUCUCGUGGCAUUGAAGAAUAGUGGAGAUGACAUUGCCAUCGAAAAAAUUGUCAACGGCCAGACCCACGCCAUCUGGAUCGGCUUGUACUGUUUCGGGAACGACCCAUCACAGUGCUAUUGGGAUGAUACAACAUCAGUCGUGGACAGUUACAAAAACUUUGCAAACGGAUUCCCUCUAUCGGAUAUUGGAAAUUGUGUGCACUAUUCGGUUGGAGGGUCUUUGAAUGGGAAAUGGACCAGUGGAGACUGCAAAGGACAAUCCAUGUCAUUCGUUUGUGAAUUGCCGGCCACUUUUGAAGAUGCCUGCACGUUCAACUACGGUGGAUCUUGCUACACCUUCAACGACCCUCUUCCAUUCUCAGAUGCUCAAGCAGCUUGUGAAAAGGAAUGCGGAAACUUGGUUUCUAUCAAUUCCUUCCAAGAGAAUCGAUACCUCAACCAAUUGAUCCAAGACUCAAGUACCGAUUAUCUCAUCGGAGCAUCGUUUGCAACUCCAGACUCUUUGAAAUGGAUUGAUGGAUCUGAUCAUUCCUUCCUCAAUUUGGAUCCUUCAGUUCCGAGUCGUUCUCACUGCUUGGUGAUUUCUUCUGGACUAUUUGGAGUCGAAGUAAAAGGAAACUGGUACGGUGUGGACUGUGGCAAUGCUACACGCUUCAUUUGCGAACGCCCGGCAGGUCUUGGAGAAUGUAACCCACAUGCUCCGGUUACUGUAGCUCCUGCACCAACAAAUCCAUCAAACUGCAAUAAGUACAUGUUGAUGGCACCUGGAAUCAUCACAUCGCCCAAUUAUCCAAACAAUUAUGGCGAUGAUGUGUCUUGUACCUACCGUAUCAAUACUCUUGGAUCCUUUAAUGUUUUGCUUCAAUUCACUUCAUUUUCUACGGAACUGAAGAAUGAUGUCGUCAGUGUUUAUGAUGGAGACAUUAUCAAUCACCAAACAUUCAAAGGGAAUUUCAGUGGAAACUUGGAUCGAUUCAAUUUGGUAUCUUCUGGUAAUAUGAUGACGGUUGUUUUUAAUUCGGAUGCACAAAAUGGAGCAAAAGGAUUCAAGGCGAAAUUCUCGUCCUAUGCUGGGCUGUAA